This is a messenger RNA of Eruca vesicaria subsp. sativa (arugula), 2748 nucleotides long. The record is from the annotation of a GenBank genome assembly. NCBI's taxonomy places the organism in Eukaryota, Viridiplantae, Streptophyta, Magnoliopsida, Brassicales, Brassicaceae.
AUGGGUAAUUGUAUCUCUCUCCAAAUCCAAUCCCAAGCACCAUGCGAUCAAGCGCUGAGCCGUCUCGGUAGCUGCUUCUGCAGCAAACUUAAAUAUAUCCAAAACCUCAAGAGGAAUCUUGUUGCUUUGGAGACGGCCAUGGAAGAUCUCAAUGCGGUGCGAUCUGAUCUGCUACGGAAAGUGCAGGCAGCAGAAGAAGGAGGAGGUUUACAAAGGCUUCAUCAAAUCAAGGUAUGGCUUGAGAGAGUCGAGUCUAUUGAAUCUCAGUUCAAUGGUCUAUAUAGUACUAGAGAUGUUGAGCUUAAGAGGUUGUGUUUCAAUGGUGCUGUCCCCACGAACUUAAGAGUGAGUUAUCUUUACGGAAAGAGGGUCUUCAAGAUGUUGAAAACGGUUGAAGACUUGAAAUCUAAAGGUUUUUUCGAAGAGGUGGCUACUCCAGCGGCUAGAGCUGUGGGAGAGGAAAGGCCUUUAACCCCAACGGUCGUUGGUCAGGAAACAGUUCUUGAAAAGGCAUGGAACCACCUCAUGGAUCAUGGAACUAAUAUCAUGGGUCUCUACGGUAUGGGUGGAGUAGGGAAAACAACUCUUCUCACACAGAUCAACAAUAAGUUUGUCGACUUGUGUCACACACAUGAUUGUGUUGAGAUAGUCAUUUGGGUUGUGGUGUCCGGUGAUCUACAAGUCCGCAAGAUACAACACAGGAUAGGCAACAAGAUAGGAUACAUAGGAGUGGAAUGGAAGAAGAGAAAAGAAAACCAAAAGGCAUUAGACAUAUUCAACUUUCUAAGCAAGAAAAGAUUUGUGUUACUCUUAGAUGACAUAUGGAGGAAAGUAGAUUUAACAGAGAUUGGUAUCCCUAAUCCUACAAGCCAAAACGGAUGCAAGAUAAUAUUCACAACUCGCUCUCUAGGCGUAUGUACAAGCAUGGGAGUCCAUGAACCAAUGGAGGUACAAUGUUUAAGUACAAACGAUGCAUGGGACUUAUUCAAGAAGAAAGUUGGACAGAACACACUAGAAAGACAUCCUGACAUUCCCAAGAUCGCAAGAAAAGUUGCUGGAGCAUGUCGUGGCUUGCCUCUAGCGUUAAACGUCAUUGGAGAGACAAUGUCAUGUAAGAAGACCACACAAGAAUGGUAUCAUGCGGUUGAUGUUUUGAAAACGUAUGCUGCGGAUUUUAGUGACGUGAAGGAGAAGAUACUUCCUAUCUUGAAGUACAGCUAUGAUAAUCUUGAAGGUGACAAUGUCAAAUCUUGUUUCUUGUAUUGUUCUCUGUUUUCUGAAGACACUCUAAUAAACAAAGAGAGGUUAAUAGAUUAUUGGAUAUGUGAAGGGUUCAUUGAUGGUUAUGAGAGUAAGGAAAGAUCUGUGAACCAAGGCUAUGAGAUACUUGGAACCCUUGUGUGUGCCUCUUUGUUACAGGAAGGAGGGAAGUACGACAACAAAUCAUACGUGAGAAUGCAUGAUGUGGUUCGAGAGAUGGCCCUGUGGAUAGCAUCUGAUCUUGAGAAGCAUAAAGAGAGUUACAUUGUACGAGCUGGUGUGGGGUUAAACGAAGUACCAAAGGUCCAGAACUGGCAACUUGUGACAAGGAUGUCACUGGUGAAUAACAAGAUUAAAGAGAUACAUGAAAGUCAUGAGUGUCCCAAGCUUACAACUCUUCUUCUUCAGAGCAACCGCUGUCUAGUAAGUAUCUCUGGUGAUUUCUUCCGGUCUAUGCCAAGACUAGUUGUUUUGGAUCUUUCAUGGAACGUUGAUCUCAAAGUCUUACCUGAGCAAAUAUCAGAAUUGGUUUCACUGCGGUAUCUUGACUUGUCAGAGUCAAACAUUGUGAGUUUACCAGUUGGUUUACAAAAACUGAAAAGGCUGAUGCAUCUGAAUCUAGAGUCUAUGUUAUGCCUUGAAGGUGUCUCAGGGAUAUCGAAUCUGUCGAGUUUGAAGACGUUGAAGCUACUUAAUUUCAGAAUGUGGCCAACUAUGGAGGAGCUGGAACGUUUGGAACAUUUAGAAGUUCUGACCAUAGAGAUCACGUCCAGUUCGGUACUGAAACAACUCUUGUGCUCUCAAAGGUUGGUAAGAUGUCUUCAAAAGCUAUCUAUUAGGUACAUCGAGGAAGAGUCAGUGAGAGUUUUGACUUUGCCAUCGAUAGAAGAUCUCCGUGAAGUCUUCAUAGGAGGGUGUGGAAUCCGGGAAAUAAUGAUAGAGAGGAACACAAAGUUGACGAGUCCAUGCUUACCUCACCUAUCUAAAGUUUUGAUCGCUGGUUGCAAUGGUCUCAAGGAUUUGACUUGGCUAUUGUUCGCUCCUAACCUCACUCAUCUCAGUGUGUGGAACUCAAGCCAGCUAGAAGAGAUAAUAAGCCAAGAGAACGCUGCAGGGGUUGAUGUUGUUCCUUUUAGGAAGCUAGAAUAUCUACACUUGUGGGACUUACCUGAGCUGAUGAGCAUCUACUGGAGUCCAUUACCAUUUCCAUAUUUGAAUCUGAUCAACGUACAAAACGAUUGUCAAAAGCUGAGAAAGCUUCCUUUGGAUUCUCAAAGUUGCGUUGCGGGUGAAGAGCUUGUCAUAGAGUACGGAGAUGAAGAAUGGAAAGAAAAGGUUGAAUGGGCUGACGAAGACACGAGACUCCGUUUCUUACCUUCCUGCAAGUUGGUUUUGUAUGAUGUUUGAGCCAGAGAAAGCUUCCAAAUGUCUUCAAUGGGAGGUUGAUUCUCGAUCUUGAUGCCAUGUGAUCAAGUGGUCAGUGUCUUU